Molecule: messenger RNA, 542 nt
Organism: Branchiostoma belcheri (Belcher's lancelet)
Lineage: Eukaryota; Metazoa; Chordata; Leptocardii; Amphioxiformes; Branchiostomatidae
Exons: 7
Coding region: 78-542 (154 amino acids)
Source: RefSeq, a predicted model, not a curated record
AUAAACGUGAAGGGCGGACCACUUGUACAUCUAACGCUGGUUUGGUACGCAGCCUUGAGGACUGAUCUUCUUCAGCCAUGCGGUUCUUUUGUCUACUUCUGUUUGUAACCAUCUUUGUGGUGAGCUUCUCGGACGCCCUUUGGUCCAAUGACAAAGGAAAGGCCUGCAAACAAACCGGCUGGCUCCGAAAGAAAUGUCCUGAAAACUCAGAUGACGACGUUGAGGACAUUCAACAACCAAACACUGGCCAAGACGACAUGCCGGGGCAGCAAAUACAGACAAAAAUGAAGACAUGGUGGAAUGGCUUAAGGGACAAGAAAAAGGAUAAGGAUGGAAAGAAAUGCAAAACCAGCUGGAUCCGGAAAUGUCCUGAAAACAAAAAUGACGACACUGAGGAAGAUCAACCUGCAAUGACUGGGGAAUCCGAGCGCCAGAGGGACAAUUCACCUGGAAAGGAUAAAAAGAAAUGCAAACCCAGCAUUUGGAACCGUAAAAAAUGUAAUGACGACCAAGACAACAAAGAUGGCGCCCAAAAGAAGUAA